Iphiclides podalirius (scarce swallowtail) is the source of this 405-nucleotide messenger RNA. The record is from the annotation of a GenBank genome assembly. Lineage: Eukaryota; Metazoa; Arthropoda; Insecta; Lepidoptera; Papilionidae.
AUGGCAAACGAACCAGAACCAACAGACCUUGAUUGGGUUCAACUCCGCCGAGAUAUGGGAAACAUGCAUCAUGUUGAGACAAACAAAGAGAAAUUUAUUCGAAAAUUUAGUGAAAAUCCGUUCGUUCCUAUAGGUUGCCUGGCUACAGCAGGAGCACUGACCUAUGGUUUAUGGUGCUUUAGGAAUGGUAAAUCUAAAUUAUCUCAGAAAAUGAUGCGACUGCGAAUUGUUGCACAAGGUUCCCGCCUUGCCAUGGCCGAGGGACUUAGUAGCCGGGGCUUGGUCGCCCACGGUGCAGGAGGAACCCAAACUGAGCUGGCUUGUGGUGUAUGGCAGUGGGGGGAGAAUAGUGUCGGUAUUAAGAUACGCAGUUCUCCUUACCCCCUGCAGCCGAAAAUUGGCGAA